This is a messenger RNA of Alosa alosa (allis shad), 2707 nucleotides long. Its product is annotated as ran GTPase-activating protein 1-like. Gene Ontology annotation, biological process: nucleocytoplasmic transport; signal transduction; activation of GTPase activity. The transcript is spliced from 16 exons. Gene Ontology annotation, molecular function: small GTPase binding; GTPase activator activity. Gene Ontology annotation, cellular component: cytosol; perinuclear region of cytoplasm; nucleus. The record is from RefSeq and is a predicted model, not a curated record. The coding region runs from base 134 to 1855 and encodes 573 amino acids. NCBI's taxonomy places the organism in Eukaryota, Metazoa, Chordata, Actinopteri, Clupeiformes, Clupeidae.
UGAACUAUACGACGUCAUUGUCGCGAGCGGGACUGGACAGCUCUUUGGGAAGUGGUGGUGGCUGUGGAGACGACUCUCGUCAGACCUCUGCUCCUUUGUACCGUAGUCUUAAGGAGCAGAUUUAUUGCAGGUCAUGGCUACAGAUGAUGUGGCGCAGUUGGCCGACUCCUUGGCCAAGACGCAGGUGGUAGAAGGAGGAGGAGAACUCAGCUAUAAGGGGAAAGGGCUGAAACUGGACAAUGCAGAAUCUGUUGAGGAUAUUGUCAAAGAAAUAAAGGAGUUCCAGGGGCUCCAGGCUCUUCGGCUGGAGGGAAACACGAUUGGGGUGGAGGCUGCACAGGCCAUUGCCAAAGCCUUGGAGGACAAGAGUGACUUGCAGUACUGUUACUGGAGUGACAUGUUCACGGGCCGCCUGCGUCCAGAGAUCCCUCCUGCCCUGAAUUCCCUGGGAGCAGCCAUCAUGACCUCUGGCGCCCAUCUCCGAGUCCUGGACCUGAGUGAUAAUGCCUUUGGGCCAGAUGGGGUCAAGGGUAUUGAAAAGUUGCUCAAGAGCUCUGCUUGCCACACACUUCAGGAGCUACGCCUGAACAACUGUGGCAUGGGAAUCGGUGGUGGAAAGAUCCUGGCAGCCGCCUUGACAGAGUGCCACAAGCAGUCUAGUGCACAGGGCGCCCCCCUCAGGCUAAAGGUGUUCAUUGCAGGCAGAAACCGCCUUGAGAAUGAUGGAGCUACAGCACUUGCCCAGGCCUUCCAGCUGAUGGGGAGUCUGGAGGAAAUCCAUAUGCCUCAGAAUGGCAUCAACCACCCAGGCAUCACAGCCCUGGCCAACGCCCUGCAGCACAAUCCUCAGCUCCGUGUCGUCAACCUCAAUGACAACACCUUCACCAAAAAAGGAGCUAUCGCUAUGGCACAGGCAUUGAAAAAUCUGCGUAAUGUGCAAGUGAUCAACUUUGGGGACUGCCUAGUGCGCUCUGAAGGAGCUAUGGCCAUUGCUGACAUUCUUGUGGAUGGCCUGCCUAUUCUAAAGGAGCUGAACUUGUCGUUUGGCGAGAUCACUGAGGACGGUGCUCUGAAGGUGGCACAGGCGUUAGAGCACAAGACACAACUGGAGAAACUCGAUCUCAAUGGAAACUGUCUGGGAGAAGAUGGUUGCAGCAGUCUGAAAGAAAUUAUGGAGAACAUGAACAUGGGAGAUCUGUUGGGAUCUCUCAGUGACGAUGAGGGAGAGCCUGAGGACGACGAGGAAGAGGAUGACGAAGACGAGGAGGAUGAGGAUGAAGGAGAGGAAGAUGCUGAAGAGGAGGAGGAGGAGGAGGAAGAAGAGGAAGAGCACAGAGUCAACCAGAUGACCCCUCCACCGUCGGAGCCCCGUCCUCCUGAUGUCUCCUCCUUCCUGAGUUUCCCCUCUCCGGACAAGCUGCUCCGAUUGGGUGCCAAGCGAGCACUGCUUAUCGAGCAGCAGGUGGAUGUGGACGAUGCCUUUAAGACGGCCGAGGCCUUCCUGAAAAUCUCCUCAGUUUACAAAGACCAGGAUGAGGAAGUGAAAACAGCGGUCUUGGACAGUGUUGACGGCAUUCUCAGGAAAGCCUUCUCCAGCCCCUCCUUCAGUACCUUCCACUUCAUCUCAUCAUUACUCAUCAUGCUGGGACUGCUGAAAAGUGAAGAGAAGGUGAAGCCAAUGCGGGUGGUGGCAGGUCAUUUGCAGGCUCUUGAGCAUGCUGUGCAGCAGGACUAUUUCCCCCAGGAACACAUCGGCGUGUUAGAUGCCUUCAUGUCACGACACACACAGGCCUGCGAGUCAUGCGCUGGAGCCCGAGACAGUCUGAAGUCCACCCUGCAGAGGAUCAGGCCAUAGUGCUAGACAUCUUGGUGCUCCAUGUCUCCCACAGACUGACUUACAUGGACCUCAUCCAUAACACUCCCACACACUCCCCCUGCCCUACCACCCUCCCUCUGGUGCCCCAGCCACACCAUGAUGAUGAGCAGGGACAAGCAGGAUGUCCAGAAACCCAUCAUGGCUCCUGUACCAGCAGGUCAUAUCACGGGACAGACAGGACUGAUCAGAGUUCACCUUUCAAUGGACUCAUUUUGUGACUGAAAGCUGAGACAACAAGCAUGCAGUUAUUGGAGGAACUUUUUUUAAAAAGAGGGGGGAAAAAUACAUUGAUGGACAAAAAAAAAACAUUUUUAAAAAUCAAUAGUUAUGAAAAUACAUAUGUAAUAAAGAAUAUUUAAACACUUGAUUAUGGUAAUAAGAAUUAUAAGCAAGAAGGGAAAAGUAGCGUUUCAUUUUGCAGGCAUUACAAUGGCUCACUACAUUUGUCCAAAAAUGAAAAUGCUUGUUUACUGAUGGGUGAACCUAGAAUUAAAAAUAUCCAUUUCAGUUUAGAUAUCUAAAUUCGACUCACUCAACCCUCAUUGUAUCUGCACUAAAGGGUCAGGUGCUUAUUUGGCCUGUAUUAUCACAAGUUAAUUAGUUAUCAUAUCCAUAAGAGUGCUCCUGAAGAUAAGCUUAUCCAUUGAAAACAAUGUCAGCUAUUCAAAUCAGGGUUUUGAAAAAUAAAAUAUACAUUCUAGAAAAGUUACUCCAAGGUCAAUAUCCAUAUGAUAUAUGGUGUAUAAGAAUGUUAUGAAGCUGAAUGGGCCCUCCUGUCUAGAGUGAAUGCAAUAUUGUUCAAGUACAGUACAAUAAAGUUACUCGGUAUCA